Marmota flaviventris (yellow-bellied marmot) is the source of this 5150-nucleotide messenger RNA. RefSeq names its product zinc finger protein 862 (gene Znf862). NCBI's taxonomy places the organism in Eukaryota, Metazoa, Chordata, Mammalia, Rodentia, Sciuridae. Gene Ontology annotation, molecular function: proton-transporting ATPase activity, rotational mechanism; protein dimerization activity. The record is from RefSeq and is a predicted model, not a curated record. Gene Ontology annotation, biological process: regulation of DNA-templated transcription; proton transmembrane transport. Gene Ontology annotation, cellular component: proton-transporting V-type ATPase, V0 domain.
CCGACGUGCCAGAGCAAAGUUCUCGACCGCGCUCCCUCCGCGGCAGGGCGUCCUCCCCCUCCGGCAGCCGGGGUCCCCAAGUGGGUCGUGGCGGCAUCAUCCUCAGGCCGGGCCGCGGGGGGAGGGGGCGGCCUGGAGGCAGUGGCGGGGUCAGCACGGUCCGCGCCGGCGGGGCCAUGGAGCCCAGGGAGUCGGGGAAGGCUCCUGUGACAUUUGAUGAUAUCACAGUGUACUUGCUCCAGGAGGAAUGGAUGCUGCUGAGUCAGCAGCAGAAGGACUUCUAUGGUUCUGACAAGCUGGUGCCACCACUUGGCCCAACUGUUACCAGCCCUGAGCUCUUCUGUGAGUUUGGGAAAGUGUCCAAGCCAUGGCCAGGCAAUGUCCAAGGCCAGAGGAGUCUCCUGGACCAUCACCCCGGAAAAGAUCAGGUGGGCUACAUGGGAGAAAUGGAUGUGCAGGGUGCUACCAGGGAAGGUGGACUGUACGUGCCACCUCAGAAGAAAGCUUGCCUUGGCCGCUGCAGUGUGGAGAGUGACACCAUCAAGGGAGACUGGACAGGGAGAAGCAAGAAACCUCUGAAACCCCGAUCUAUCCAGAAGUCAUGGUUUGCACAGUUUCCAUGGUUGAUCAUGAAUGAGGAACAGACAGCUCUGUUUUGCUGUGCCUGCAGAGAAUACCCAUCUGUCAGGGACAAACGGUCAAGAUUAAUAGAAGGUUACACAGGACCAUUCAAGGUGGAGACUCUCAAAUAUCAUGCCAAGAGCAAAGCCCAUAUGUUCUGUGUCAAUGCCCUGGCCGCCAGGGACCCCAUCUGGGCAGCCCGUUUCCAGAGCAUCAGGGAUAGUUCUUCAGAGGUCCUGGCCAGCUCUGAGCACCUCUUCACAGCAGAUUAUCCCAUGUUCUACCCCCCAGGGCCUCUGGAAGACUUUGAUAGUAUGGCCAACCUCCUGCCAAGCUCGAGAGCAGAACUAGAGGACCUUGGAGGGAGUGCAGCAAACCCUGCAUUGUAUCUAGACUGCAUUUCAGAUGUGAGACAAAAAGAAAUCACCAGUGACAUCUCUUCAGACAUUAACAUUUUGUGUAAUGACGCUAUUGAAUUCUGCAGUCAGGACCCUCCUGAAGAGGGGCUGCUGGAGGUUCCUGUGGUGUCUGGGGAGCUCCCGGCAGUGUUUGAGGAUGUGGCAGUGUAUUUCACCCGGGAAGAGUGGGGCCUGCUGGACAAGUGGCAGAAGGAGCUGUACAGAGACGUGAUGCGGAUGAACUAUGAGCUCUUGGCAUCCCUGGGGCCUGCUGCUGCAAAGCCAGACUUGAUCUCAAAACUGGAACGGAGAGCUGCCCCCUGGAUCAGAGACCCGAUCGGACUGAAGUGGGGGAGUGGUCGGUCCCCAGGGAAAAAGAAAAUGGUAGCAGAAAGAGAGGCAGAUGCACAAUCCUGGGCUGCAGAAUCGGCAUCACUUCCGGCUCCUCCUGUGGAAUCUUAUGCCUACUGCCCUUCCAGCACGUGUGAGGUAGAAGCAGAAGGACCUAGGAAAAUCCAGAGGACUUACCGACCCCGAUCCAUUCAGAGGUCGUGGUUUGGGCAGUUCCCGUGGUUAGUAAUUGACCCCACAGAGACCACGCUCUUUUGCUCAGUCUGCAGAGAGAGACCUACCCUCCAUGACAAAUCAUCUCGGUUAGUUCGAGGCUAUACUGGGCCUUUUAAGGUGGAGACUUUAAAAUAUCACGAAGUCAGCAAGGCACACAAACUCUGUGUCAACACUGUGGCCGUCAAAGAUGACAGCCCUCAGGCUGCCCUAAUCCCAGAGAUCUCUAGUGACCUCAUGGCCAACAUGGAACACUUCUUCAAUGCUGCCUACUCCAUCGCAUACCACUCCAGGCCCCUGAAUGACUUUGAGAAGGUCCUGCAGCUCCUCCAGAGCACUGGGACUGUGAUUUUAGGUAAGUAUCGAAAUCGCACUGCAUGCACUCAGUUCAUCAAAUACAUCUCAGAGACUCUGAAGAAGGAGAUCCUUGGUGACAUCCGGAACUCUCCGUGUGUGAGUGUGUUGCUGGACAGCUGCACAGACUCCUCUGACCAGGCCUGCGUGGGGAUCUACAUCCGUUACUUUAAGCAGAUGGAAGUGAAAGAGUCAUACAUUACCCUGGCCCCUCUCUACAGUGAGACAGUGGAUGGGUACUUUGAGACCAUCAUUGCUGCCCUGGAUGAGCUGGACAUCCCCUUCCGGAAGCCUGGCUGGGUAGUAGGCCUGGGGACUGAUGGCUCCACCAUGCUGAGCUGCAAGGGAGGCCUCAUGGAGAAGUUCCGGGAGAUCAUCCCCCAGCUGUUGCCUGUCCAUUGUGUGGCCCACCGGCUGCACCUGGCUGUGGUGGACGCUUGUGGGAGCAUUGACCUGGUGAAGAAGUGUGAUAGGCACAUCAGAACUGUCUUCAAGUUUUACCAGUCCUCCAACAAGAGACUGAGCGAGCUGCAGGAUAGUGCGGCUGCCCUGGAGCAGGAGAUCGUCCGCCUAAAGGACCUGAAUGCGGUCAGCAUCUACAGGCCCUUGUCUGAGGUGUGCCAGAAGGAGAUCGUUUUGAUCACAGAGGUGAACGCCACACUGGGACGGGCCUACGUGGCACUGGAGACCCUCCGCCACCAGGCAGGACCCAAGGAGGAGGAGUUCAAUGCCGGCUUCCAGGAUGGGCAGCUCCAUGGCGUCUUCCUGGAGAGGAUGGAGAUGGCAGAGCAGCGGUUCCAGGCUGACAGGGAGAGAAUGAUCCUGACUGGGCUCGAGUACCUCCGGCAGCGGUUUGAUGUGGACCGUCCCCCUCAGCUCAAGAGCAUGGAGGUAUUUGACACCAUGACCUGGCCCAGUGGGGUUGAACUGGCCCACUUUGGGAAUGAUGACAUUCUCAGCCUUGCCAGGUAUUUUGAGCUCUCCCUUCCUACAGGGUACAGUGAGGAAGCGCUGCUGCAGGAGUGGCUGGGUCUAAAAGCCACUGCCCAGAACCUCCCGUUCUCCAUGCUGUGUAAAAACGCCCUGGCCCAGCACUGCCGCUUCCCCUUGCUGAGCAGGCUUGUGGCUGUGGUGGUCUGUGUGCCCAUCUCCACCUCCUGCUGUGAGCGGGGGUUCAAGGCCAUGAACCGGAUCAGGACCGACGAGAGGACCAAGCUCUCCAAUGAGGUGCUCAACAUGCUCAUGAUGACAGCGGUGAACGGUGUGGCAGUCACAGAGUACGACCCCCAGCCUGCCAUCCAGCACUGGUACCUGACCUCCUCAGGCCGGCGUUUCAGCCAUGUCUACUCCUGUGCCCGGGUGCCAGGCGGCUCCCACACAAUCAGCUGCCUGCUACCCGCUGUCCGGACCAGCGCAGCGUCUGUCUCGUCUCUCCGGCCAGCAUCUCAGCCUGGGCAUCCCGCGCCCACUAUGACGACGCACUCCUUUGCCCUCCCAAUCAUCAUCUUCACCACAUUCUGGGGUCUCAUCGGCCUCGCCGGACCCUGGUUCGUGCCGAAGGGACCCAACCGCGGAGUGAUCAUCACCAUGCUGAUGGCCACCGCUGUGUGUUGUUACCUCUUCUGGCUCAUCGCCAUCCUGGCUCAGCUGAACCCCCUGUUUGGGCCCCAGCUGAAGAACGAGACCAUCUGGUAUGUGCGCUUCCUGUGGGAGUGAUGGACCACCUUCCUGGCCCCAGGUGCCCCAGCUCUUUGGAUGACCCUGACUGGAUGUCCCUGGAGACAAUUCAACCCUAUCCUCCCCGACAACUGUCCUGGUCCCUCUGCACUCCCUCCUGCCAGCACCUUGGGCCCAUACCUCCCAGGCCCCCCAGGUCUAGGAUGCCGCAUCUUCCCAGCCUGUUGGGGCCUGGGGAGGCUGAGCAGGGGCAUCCUGCCCUGAAACUCCCACUGCCCUGGGGUUUUCUCCCCUCCCAAGUGGAUCCCAGCUGAGAAGCUGGUACUAGUGGGAUCUGUCCCUUACGAGUGGGGCUAAAGCCAGGACUCCAUCCAGGCUGAGGAUGGUGGCAUCCCUGAGAGGGAGGGGCAUCCAGACCUGGAGACUGGAGCCUGGGGUGGAGUCGGGCUGGGUUAUCAGCUGUGUCCCUGCCUGCUGGGAAGUGGAGGUCCCUGUUGGGUUAGGCCAAGGCCUUUCCCAGCUCUGGUGGGAAAUUCGGAAUCAUUCUUUAAUUUUCUGACACAUCAAGAUGUGAAAUUUUUGGAAUUAUACUUUGGGUCAAAUUUGACACCCAUAUGGUCAGGAUCCUUUGUGGCUGUGAAGUCACUUGAUGGCUUUCUCAGGAGGCUCUGUCUCCUCAGAAUGUUCUACUCUGCCUUCCUGCCCUACUGGGGCCUCCCCAGGCUCACUGCAGCGUCCAGGUGACCUAGAGUUGGAACAAAGAGAGACAAGUGAAGGCCUGACUGGGGACCCCAAAACCAAACAGCAAAGGUCAUGGCCACAAGCAUGAAUGGGCGGCUACACCAGAAAGAACAGGGACACAUGUCCUUAGCCCUGUGUCUAAGAGCUGACAAUGACUUUGAGGUUGUGUAGAAAACAAGGAUUGGGGGUUUGCAUAGCUGGAGGCUUUGCAGAGCUACCAAAGCUGGUGACCUUGAUAGGAGGUUGCUGUUGCUUGCGAGGCAUCUUGGACUGAGCACGAGAUGUUUAUCAAUCAGACCUGUUGUUCCUGGAAUCCAGGGUCACUCUGAGCAGAGGAGACUGGAGAAAAAUGGAGUCAGAGACUCCAAGUCUUUAAUCCUGUUUUUAGCUAUCCCUGGGAAGUUUGCAGGCAAAAGUGAAGAGUCUGUCCUUGUUACAGCAGUGUACUGGGCCUCCCUGACUCUUGCCAGCCUCUGCCCGCCAAGUGCUCCGGGCUCUGUACUGGGGACAGUGAGAGACAGACAUGCAGAUAAUAUGGGUCAGACCAGGAGGGACCUAGGGACCCUCCAGCCAGUGCCCUCGCUCCUCAGGAGAGAGCAUGGGGACAUCACACUCUGCCCGAACUUCCAGAGCUAGUCAGGACAAAGCUCACUCACCUUGCCUGGGCUUUUUGUUUUGUUUUAUUUUUUGUCGUUUUUGUUUUUCGUACGGAGAUUAAACCCCAGGAGCACUUAACCACUGAGCCACAUCACCGACCCUAUUUAUCAUUUUGAGACAGGUUCUCACUAAAUUGCU